Molecule: messenger RNA, 1322 nt
Organism: Neoarius graeffei (lesser salmon catfish)
Lineage: Eukaryota; Metazoa; Chordata; Actinopteri; Siluriformes; Ariidae
Exons: 2
Coding region: 22-768 (248 amino acids)
Source: RefSeq, a predicted model, not a curated record
AGGUAAUGAAAGGAGGGCAGGAUGGCGUCAGCGUGCUGCUCUCACUGGCCGUGUCCGUGUGAUCAGCUCCUUCAGUCGGCACAUUUCAGAGAGGAAACGCAGCAUAAGCCGGAAGAACACGCAGACACCAUUUCCCUGCCGAAAAACAUGGACAUCGCACUUUUAAAAGAGCAAUACAACUCCAUCAGGGAGAAGCAGAAGAGGGAAACCAGGGUGAUCUGUUUUGUGAAAGCGUCAUCCACUAAUGAGGAGCUGUCUGGCAAAUCCCUGGUCAAUGUGGUUCCCAUGCGACAGGUCCAACACGCCCUUAGGAGGCAGGCAUCUGUCCAAGAACCUCGGUUUGACUUUGUCCGUGACCCAGACAAUGCCACGUGGCGCGCGCACCUAGGAAUGUACCGCAGGAUCUGCUCAAUUCCUGACACCAGUCAAUCUGAACCCAGUAACCACAAUACCAGCACUGGAGACUCAACAUCAACCUCUACAGAUAACACAGUGCACAGUGUGGAGGUCACAGAUUCAAGUGAUCAGUUAUCUGUGGACUGUGAAGGUUAUGAUGAUGGACAGCACUCCAGCAACAAAGUGCAGGAGGAUUGUGCAUCUGAGGGUUCCAGGAAGUUCUCUGCACCUGCAGUGUUGUCCAGACAGUUGAGCUGUGGAAGCUAUCGGUCCAGUCAUAGCCCUGUGAGUCCAUUCUACCCCUUCCCCCAGCUCAAAUGUCCCAGGAAGUCUGAGGCAGCACGCAAGCUUGGACUUUACUCUUCAUUCUGACAGCAUUGGUUUAAAUGAGAAAGAAAGGGGGGGGGGGGAAGACUGAGUUGUGCAAUAUUGCUUUCAUGCUUAUACCAGAAAUGCCUUCAUUUUACAAUGAUAAAUUUCCUGCAGCAAUAAAGUGGUAACAGCAAUGAAUUGUCUACUUGCAUUCAUCAAAAUGGCUGAAAGUAUCAAAUCAUCUAAACGUGUUUAAUUCCAGGUUUCAUGAGUAAUCUAGAUGCAACUUCUUUUAAUAUUCUGUAAUAAUGUGGUUUUUAAAGUGUAAAGCAUUUUGUACUCUUUAUUAUACACAUUCAUAUAACCCAGUCAUUCAGUAUUUGAAAAGGCUGCUUUGUUAGUGAUUGAUUUACUUUUCUCAGUCAUCUUGUCUUUCAAUCAUCAAGCAACUGCAGACUUGGUCAGUGUUUUCAUGCUUGUGUUUCUUAAUUAAACCCAAUAUGGAAUUGUAGACGAAGAAGAGCAUGGAAAUUUCAUACACUGGUAGUCAAAAUAUUGGUAACAUCUUCACCCCUGAGGGGUCUUGUUUUGAAUAAAAAGAGUUGUAUUUCUUG